CAACAGUUUUUCGGUUUCUAGGCAGUUUUUAUGACGCCGUAGGCCGUUUGAUUUUUUUUUUUUUUUUAGAAAACUGAAAGAAUGUCACGUUUGCUCGUUUACUGUAUUUGUAUUUAAAUAUAUCACAUUUUCGAUAUAAUUAUGUUAACUACUUUAUAUGUGUAAACUACGUUUUUAGCCGUAGCUACUGUACAUGGUUAGCGGUUGCCUCGCGACAGCUGUGUUUGUUAACAAGCUAACGGGUUAGCAAGAAGAUUAGCAGAAAAGAGGUUUGUAGAGGGCAGAGCGUUUAGUAUAAAUAGAACCAUUAAUAAAUAACCACAUAAAUAACAUUUUAAAAAUGAGUGAGCAACUUAAGUUCAUCGUGGAACAGCUGAACAGAGAGCCAUUUAAGAAGAACUUUAACUUAAUCACUUUUGACUCUCUGGAGCCGAUGCAGCUUCUGCAGGUUCUCAAUGAUGUUUUGGCUGAGAUUGAGUCUAAGCCAUCACUUGAUAUCCGAGAAGAAAUGCCUGAGCAGACUGUCAAAAGGAUGUUCACCUUGUUGGGGAUGCUGAAAUACAAACCACCUGGUGGCUCAUUUGAUGUGAGCAGUUUUCGUCAGGGACUGGUGACGGGCAGUAAACCGGUGGUGCACCCCAUCCUGCACUCGCUGCUCCAAAGAGUUCCUGAGUUAAAGAAAAGGGCCUAUCUUGCCCGCUUCCUUGUCAAGCUGGACGUGCCCACAGAGUUCCUGGCUGAUGAGGUCAUUGCUGAGGUCUACCACCAGUAUGAAGAGUUGGUAGAAGGAUUUAAGAACUUCCAUAAAGAGUGUGAACAGCUAAGGAACUUUGGAUUUUCUGCAGCGGAGAUUCGAAGGGACAUAUCAGAUAUGGAAGAUGAGAAGGAUCAGCUGAUUAAAAGAGUGGAGCGUCUAAGAAAGCGGGUGGAGUGUGUGUCUAACCAUCAGCGCAUGCUAGAGGUGGCCAGGCAGCUUCGGGUGGAAAAAGAGAGAGAGGAAUCUUUGGCUCAUCAAAAACAGGAGCAAAAGAACCAGCUAUUCCAGGCUGAACAGAGGAGGCAGAGGUGUCAACUCCAGCUGAAAGACUUGCGACAGGCAGCAGCAGAUGCCAAGCCUGAGAGCCUGGUGAAGAGACUGGAGGAGGAAAUUAAGUUCAACUCCUACAUGGCUUCAGACAAGCUGCCCAAAGAGCUGGAGCGCAUCCGCAGCAAAGUGCACUACCUGCAGAAGGUGGAGUCCAAGCCAGCCAUGGGUCACGCCGAGCUAGACGAGCUGGAGGAAAAGAUAAAAGAGCUAAAUCGGAUGAACCAGGAGAUGGAGAAAAAGAUGUCCAGGUCUGACCCAAUGGAUGAUAACCUUACUUUGUACAGACAGCAGGCCUCCAUCAUAGCACGCAAGAAGGAGGCAAAGGCAGAGGAACUGCAGGAGUCCAGGGAGGAGAUGGCUGCCAUAACAAGAGAGCUGAGCGCUAAGAGUCAAGCUGUGGGGCAGGGAGGAGUUGAGAUCAUCCGCUUAGAUGAGUUCAAGAGGUACGUUGCCAAGAUGCGGGGCAAGAACAUUGUAUAUAAGAAGAAGCGGCAAGAGAUAGCAGAGGUUAAGGCUGAGUUUGGUGUUCUACAGAGGACAGAGGAAGUCCUUCGCCAGCGCCACACUGCUCUACAACAGCACCUGCAAUCCCUGGAGGCUCAGAAAGGGAUCUCGGGCUUCAGUGAGACCCAAGAGGAGCUGGAAAGAGUUUCUGCCAUCAAAAGUGAAUUGGAUGAGCUGAAGGGACGCAGGUUGGACAAUAUGUCUGAGAUGGUGAAGAAGAUCAAUUUAGCAAUAUCAGAGAAGAAAUCAGCUCUAUCUCCAUUAAUAAAGGAGCUGAGGCCUCUUCGCCAGGAGUGCCAGGAGCUUUCUCAGGAGUAUGAAGAAAAAAAAGCUCUGUAUGACACUUGUGCUGCUGGAUUGGAAAGCAAAAGAUCAAAACAGGAGCAGGAGGUCAGGUCCUUAAGGGAGGAGACAUCACAGGGGGAAAACCGAUAUCACCAAAUCAACUGCAUGAAAGAGAUCGCUGAGAUUCAAAUGCAGCGGGCAGCAGACGAAAUGAAGAUCUAUGUGUCCUCUGACCCGCAGACAAGGAAAAAGUCAAUCAGGGAACAAUACAUGAAGAACAUUGCAGAGCAGGAAUCUUUGGGAAAGAAGCUCCGUGAGGAGCAGAAACAGGUGAAGGAGAGUCACGGCCCCAACAUGAAGCAGAUGCAUAUGUGGAAAGAUCUUGAACAGCUGCUGGAGUGUAAGAAGCAGUGCAACCUGCGAGCUCGGAGCCAGGCAUCCAUUGGUCAGGUGAUCCAGGAGAGUGGUGAGGACCGUCUGGUCCUCUAACUGAGCUGCACAGCACGUCAACGAUUCAAGUUAUUUUUGUGUUCGUUUCGUCAUAUCAAGGGUUACUUUUCAGCUAUGAUACAGCAAUGUGUGUUCAGAGUCUAUAGAAAAGUAUAAUGAUUAUGCUAUCAAAUGUUUCUCUCUGUCCUUCUCCCCAUCAGUACAAUGCUGAGGACAUUUGGUCUUGUUUUACAAAAUGGAGCAAAAUGUCCUUUUUUGGACAUAAUUAGUGGGAGUUGGGAGAUUUUUCAUGGAGAUAACCAGUGGUGCACAUUGAAACUGUGUGUGUGUGUGUGUGUGUGUGUGUGAGUGAGAGAGAGAGAGAGAGAGAGUGUGUGAGAGAGUGAGAGAGAUGGAACACAUGUUCACAGUAGUGUUCCAUGGAUAAGGGGUUUAAAAAAAUUCAAACAAGUCCAUCGUCUCCAUUUCGACGCGUCUUUAAGAAUAGCCCAACAAUCCAUGUGUUGCGAGAUAGCAGUGAACAAAGUGUUACACUUUGAACGUGCCUGCACACAGUUAUUUUGGGAAGCAGCAGUCAUGACCUUGGGCAGAAGAGCUGUCCAAUUUAGGAAUUCGGCUGGUCCUUCUUUUGUUUCCGUCACUGAGGGGCAGAGGUAAUCAGCAGAGCAACAUCUACAACUCCUCCCCUACCUGUUAGUGCACACUGCCUUGGGACAUUUGUAUAAUGUAACAAGAGCUCUUUAACUGCUUAAAUAAUCAAAUAAAUUAAGUAUAUUGUACACAAAACCAACCAAUUUGUUCUGUUGUAUGCAUUUUUAGUUUAGAGGAUUUUGUAAAAACGAGCAGUAAGUAAACACAAGCUGUUGCAGUGUCUACACAUGACCUUUUUGUAUCUACACUCAAUUAACACAAACAUUUAACUAUUACAGUUAACUGACCGUGAGUAAGGAGUAAAACAUUGCAUAGGAAAAUAAAGCCAAAUACUGUAUCCCAUGAUGGUGGUCUGAUAUGAAGUGGAUAAAUUAAAGGUUUUACUCCCCUUAUAACAUGACUGUUUGCCAACAAUUAGUUUUUCAUUUAUUAACAGAUGUCAUCCAUUUCCAUUAAUAAUGCUUAUUUAUAGUUAAUUUUUAUGUGAAACGUUUAUGAGAUUAGUUAGUUCUUUUACUACUUAGAUUCUAGCAGACAUAAACAGUCACUGCCUCACCAGGUUCUCUUAUUUCCCCCUUUUUUAAAGUAAAAAAAACUAAAUUCAUAUCAUCUUAACAUAAUAUGGAUUCAUGUUUUCGGAAAACAAUGUCAGAUCUUGUGUGGGAUGUGGACUGGGCCAAAGUCAAAGUGUUUCACUCUUUUAAAAAAUUAAAUGCUCUGAUAUACUAAAAUAAUAUAAGCGGAGAUAUCACGGAGUUUGCUAAACCAAUGCUAUAGGGUGAACAUCAGUGAAAUGUUUAUUGUAUUUUAUUAUUUUUCAAAUAAAUAAACUUAUAUA
This is a messenger RNA of Clarias gariepinus (North African catfish), 3815 nucleotides long. It is a transcript of the gene ift81, whose product is annotated as intraflagellar transport 81 homolog. Gene Ontology annotation, biological process: intraciliary transport; cilium assembly. Gene Ontology annotation, molecular function: tubulin binding. Gene Ontology annotation, cellular component: intraciliary transport particle B; centrosome; cilium. Bases 341 to 2365 code for a protein of 674 amino acids. The record is from RefSeq and is a predicted model, not a curated record. The transcript has 18 exons. NCBI's taxonomy places the organism in Eukaryota, Metazoa, Chordata, Actinopteri, Siluriformes, Clariidae.